Molecule: messenger RNA, 387 nt
Organism: Prorocentrum cordatum
Lineage: Eukaryota; Dinophyceae; Prorocentrales; Prorocentraceae
Source: the annotation of a GenBank genome assembly
GGCGGCGGCGCCUAUAGCGGCGCCGCCUCCUACAGUGGCGCCGGCGCCGGGACGGGCGGCUUCGGGGGCGGCUUCCAGCAGCAGGCCGCGCAGGCAGCGUUCAACGACCCGGCUCUCCAGCAGCACAUCCGGAACCAAGCCUUUGAGCAGGCCCAGCAGGGGUGGAACACGGCCAGGGACGGACUCGGAGAGGCGAUCCAGCAGCUGGGCGGCUACGUGCAGGAGCCCGAGCGGCGUGCGGUGCGCCUCGCGGCGCCCGCGGCAGGCACGUCGGAGCAGAAACCGCCCUGCCGGCAGGUGCCCCGCAGAAGCUUCUCAUCAGCGGAGCGGCCCGGGGUCCCACGGAAGCCCUGGGGCACCUGGGGGCAAUCCACGAUCGACGCAUAA